AUGGAGGAACCCUUGCCCAAGGAUUUCCGUUUCCCCACCAUCAAGGCGUACUCGGGGACCACGGACCCGCGGUCGCACCUCACCAAGUACAGGGCCUCCAUGAUGAUCACUGGGGCUAUCGACGCCAUCCUAUGCAGGGGGUUCUUUGCCACUCUGGACGGACAGGCACAUGACUGGUUCGGGUCCCUCCCGGGGGGGGGGGAGGGGGGGUCCAUCUCUACCUUCACGGACCUCACUAAACAGUUCCUAUCCCACUUCGCCACCAGCAUCCAAAAGAAGAAGCAAAUCGCCGACCUGUGUGACCUGAAACAGAGAAGCUCAGAAUCGCUAGCCGAGUAUCUCAGUAAAUGGAAGAAAGAGGCCAUGGGGGUCGCCAAUUUCAAUGGUAAGUCGGCCAUACCGAUUUUCAGGAACAAUGUGAUGUCGGAUGCUUUCCACCAGGAUCUCAUCCGGUACCCCCCGAAUAACUAUACCGACCUGAUGGACAGGGCGGCCAAGUAUGCCGACGCCGAGGUCGCCGAGAAGAGGAAGAAGGAGCAGGAGGAAGGGAGAGAUCGGAAGGACAAGGCUCCCCAGGAGGAGCGCGGCAGGGCACCUCGGCAGCACUGCCGCAAAUAUGCUGAGGGGCCCAGGUUGAACCCCACACGGUUCCUCACCCCGCUGACGCACCCCAUGAGCAUCAUCCUAGCCCACGCGGAGGACCAAGGGAUCGUCGAGAUCCCAAAGGAAGAAUGCAUGAAGAUAUCGGCGAAGGCCGACCCCAAGAAGUACUGCCGAUUCCAUCGCCAGAAGGGUCACGACACGGACAAGUGCAUCCUCCUGAAGAAGCAGAUUGAGGAGCUCAUCUAG
Messenger RNA from Ipomoea nil (Japanese morning glory), 849 nucleotides. RefSeq lists its product as uncharacterized. The record is from RefSeq and is a predicted model, not a curated record. Lineage: Eukaryota; Viridiplantae; Streptophyta; Magnoliopsida; Solanales; Convolvulaceae. Bases 1 to 849 code for a protein of 282 amino acids. The transcript has a single exon.